AUGGCUGUCAGUGAAGGCCUCAAGCUGCUUGCUGGUUAUCUUCUACAGCUCAUAAAAGCCAACUUCAUCGCCUCUGGUAUCCCAACAGGCAAUUUGUUGAUGGAGAUGACUAUUGGAACGAGGGAAUUUGCACUCUCUCAGAAGUACCACAAGGAACUCCUCCGGUUGAAACAAAACGACUACACAAAAGCGCAUGAACUUCUCGAGCAUGUUUACAUGGACCAACAAAUAUCAAACACUGAUGCCUCUGAUUCGAGGUCUUUUUGGAACCUGCCUAUGCUCGCGAUGGCGCACCUACUUUCUGCUAGCUUAUUCGGGAAACAAAGGGAUCCCAAUGUCUUUGACAAUGCAGUAAUUGCAAAGCUCCCAUUAUCACCUACAGAUGCAGUCAGCCACCAGAGCUUAAGAGAUGCAGUCCACCAGCAAUUCCAGGUGGAAAUCCAGGGACAAGAACCGCUUGUGCCUAGCAUUGCACAUAUAGGUGUCAGGAAAGUAACUGAAAACGGUGAUCUCCUCAACAUUUCGCCACUAUGGUAUGAAACCUCUACAGGAGAAAUGCUUGGCAGAAUGACCCCGCCUGAAUAUCGAAUGUCUCAGCGCCAAGGAUCCUCAGAUAUUGCUACCGCGGACGAAGAAGAGAUGUACAAGGAAUAUUCCACUUACGCAGAUAUUUCUACCGAUUCCUCGCUGAACAACUCGGACACUGAAGAACAUGGCUGGGAGUCUGAUCGCAGCUGGAAAUACUACUGA
This is a messenger RNA of Miscanthus lutarioriparius, 750 nucleotides long. The record is from the annotation of a GenBank genome assembly. Lineage: Eukaryota; Viridiplantae; Streptophyta; Magnoliopsida; Poales; Poaceae.